Jaminaea rosea is the source of this 856-nucleotide messenger RNA. RefSeq lists its product as hypothetical. The transcript has a single exon. The record is from RefSeq and is a predicted model, not a curated record. Bases 99 to 569 code for a protein of 156 amino acids. Lineage: Eukaryota; Fungi; Basidiomycota; Exobasidiomycetes; Microstromatales.
ACGCGCUACGACGACAUUGGCGAGGCUCGUCGAGCUUCUUGUCCUCUCGACGACCGGUGAGAUCUGGUGUUGAUUGACGUACGACUUCGAAUAGGGCAAUGCGGUACUCUCGACUAUCCGCCGUACGCGAGACAGCGGCGAGGGCAGCGCGCAGACGGCAACGGCAUGUCAAGCUCAUAGCAAGCAAGACAGGCGAGACCCGUGCGCAGACACCCAGGGACGCAGCGAUCGAACAGCUUGCGGCUUUGAUCACUAGUACCUGGAAUAGCAUACCGGGGGAACAAUGUCGACGUCGGAAUAGGCAGAUCCUGGUCGCGGAACAAGGCUCAACCUGGCUCAACGUAGCUCACGACGGCUCAACCCUGGGAAAGCGAUUGCACACCGAUCGCGCACCUCAUUCUCAUGCCCCGGCAAAGCACACAGACCAACAUCCAAUGCGACAACGCGACGAUGCGAAGAUGCGGGCAGACGUCAAACUUACACACAUCGAUGCCCACGGCAUUCCCCAUUGCUCGCUCCUGCUCGCUCGACGCUCACGUCAAGUCGACAGCUCAGCGAGGGGAUCGUGACGAGGCGUGCGCAUUGAGUUCGCAUCGAGGCGAAGACGACGACGACAAAGACCUUCCCAUGGCGGUCGCACAGGCUUGAAGCCGCGUGUUGUAUGGGACAACAAUCUACCUUGGCUCACUCUGCCAUCCAGGUCUCGCAAAGGGUACAAGAACCCCCCUCGCUCACCCGUCUCUCCAACUUUUUUACCAUCUCUCCAAGCCUCUCUUCUCUCCACAGCGCCUAGCCAGCCUUUUCUCUCCCCACUCUCUUUAAGCCAAGCCAAGCCAAGCCCUCCCCUCUUCCAACC